ACAAAAAUGGACAACGUUGGAAAUUUGGACCUUGCGUGGUGUCAAGGGUACAAUGGUGGAGAAGCUCAGUAUAUCGACGGUGAUGUUCUAUGUUAUCAAUGUGGUCGGAAUAUUAAAAUAAUAGCUGAAGAUGGAGUGGAAACAGUGUUCGCUUUUAAAGGACAAGGUGUAGGACCCAUAGCUGUUCAUAAAUUAAACAAACACAUAGCAAUAGCUGAAUAUUGUAUAAAUCCUAAAAUCUAUAUUUAUACCUACCCUACAUUUAGAGAACAUAUGGUCUUACAAGAUGGCGCCAAGUUAGAAUAUCAGAAAUUGACAUUCUCUAACAGUGAAUAUUUAGCAGCUAUUUCUGGACUACCAGAUUUCGAACUUAUUUUAUGGAAUUAUGAGAAAGGAAUCAAACUAGCCACAGUUCAUAUUGGAUCAGAAGUUCCAACCAGUUUAGGAUUUGAUCCGUGUAACUGGCGUCAACUCUGUCUAACUACAGUCGACUCCAUUACAAUCUGGCAGACUGAACAAUGUAAUGAUCAAUAUGUCAUCUUACCACAUAAAGUGCGAGUACCGGUGGCUGACCCCUCACAAGAAAUUGAUGAUGAAAAGGAUCAAGAUAGAUCACCAACUCGGGCCUCCACUAGAAUGAGUCGAUAUACAGUCGACGUACCGAAAGCGGCCAUUGCUGGUCUGAUAGGAGAUAAUACAGAAUAUUUACAAACUAUACAAGAUAAACUAGAACGAUGUUCACCUGUUUCACAAGCCUGGACACCAACAGGUGAUGUUUUUAUCGGCUGUCAAGGGGGACAACUAUUGAAAGUAAAUGAUGAAGUAUUUAAAGCUAGAGUUAUGUAUUAUCCACCAAAACGACCAGAAACAGCUCAUACCCGAGCAUCUAGUGCCGUAGAACCUGGUAGUAGAAAAACAACUUUAACAGAUAUACAACCAAUAGCUGAAGAGGAUGACAAUCUAUUAUUACAAGGCUGUUUAACUACACUAGGCUUACAUAGAAAAGGUCUAUACGCUGCAGGCGAGGAUGGAGUACUGAGAUUGAUUGAUAUUAAAGGAAAUGAAUUCCGUAUCUUAGAACAUUGUGUUAUCGGUGAACCAGUUACCAGUAUGAGUUUUAAUCCAUCUUAUAAAAAUAUAGUGCUCGGCUCUAGUCAGGGCUCGUUAUUCUUGUAUACGCCUGAUGAAUCUACUUGUGCCAAUAGAUUAAAAUCAAGUCACUUUGGUCAGUUUGUGGGAAUCGGGUGUUUAGCCACACCCUCAGAUAUUCUGAUUAGUGUGAGAGAAGAUGGUGAAAUACAGGCAUGGUCGUAUGAUAGAGGAAUGUUAUUAUCAACUCUGUCUCUGGAAACUACGACUGUUAGUUUAUCAUGUAGUCCAAUGACUCAUCUGGUAGCAGUAGGAACACAGACUGGAUUUGUCUACUUUAUAGACUACACUAACUUCCAGUCUCCUCGUAUAGUAGAUAGAAUCAGAAUGGCUCGAGUUCCUAUCACACAUUUACAGUUUUCAUCUGAUGGAGACUAUUUAUUAGUAGCUGGUAAUGAUCAACAUGUUUAUAUUAUAGAUGGUAGACCCUCUACUAGGUUUGAUGUAUUAGGAUAUACUGAAUUUGAAGGAGAUAUUAUAGAAUUUGAAGGAGAUAUUAUAGAAUUUGAAGGAGAUAUUAUAGAAUUUGAAGGAGAUAUUAUAGCUAUGACGUGUAUAAACAGUAAUAAAGAUGUAAAAGUUGUCGUGACAACCAGUACCCAUACUGAUAAACGAUCUGGUGCCAAUAAACUAAUAUAUUUUACCAUUCCUGCUGAUAUUACUACAGAUAUAAAAGACAAACAUGAAAGUUUAAAGGGAAGAUUUAAAGAUGAGGCUAUCAAGAAGAUGAACCUCCAUCUCACCAUACCUUCAUACGGAGCUUCUAUUGGUGAAAAUAACACUCUCUACACCAUCUCACAAAACUCUAAAAAAAUCAUCUCCAUGGCUUUACCUGAUGUCAAACCCAAAAAGUUGACAAGUCCUGAAUCGUAUUUAGUACCAGCUAGUGAUGUGCCAGGACAUCAGCUUCCUGGAGGACAUCUGGUUCUCUCACCACAUGGGAAAUGGUUGGCAUCAUACAGCACUGAUGGGAACGUCAUCUUCAGAUCCAUUGGAACCAUGGAUAAAACAGUUUAUAUAACACCACAUGAAUAUAAUUAUAAUGGAGUACGUGAAAUCUGUUUCUCUGAGGACGGACAGAAAUUAUUUACUGUCGGUUUCGAUGGCGUCCUGACAGCCUCUUUCUGGAAUUUCACGUCAACUGGAAUGACGAAAGCAAAAUCAGCGAUAGAAAAUGCUCGAAGUAGAAAGAUGAGAUUGAUGGGACCCCAACAACAGGAAGAUGCAGCAAUGGCCGCCAUGACAGGAUGGGUCCAUCCUGCCUCAGCCUCUAGAACUAACUCUACUUUAGAUAGAGAAGAAAGGGAGAAGAUAGAACAAGAGAAACAGGCAGCUUUAGAAAAUGAAGAAAUAUUUACGACACCAGUUCCGACAAAACGUAUUGAUAAUACUUGGCUAGAGGAUAACCAAAUUCUGGCUAUACUAGAAGAAGAUAAACAAUACGCAGAUAAAAAACAUAAUUUACGAUGUCAGAUUAGAGACAUCAGAAAAUCAAUUCAACAAAUGAUGUUAUUGAAUGAAUCACAACCAGACAUUGAGAAACUAAACAGACAUGAAUUUGAUCUUGAUAUUGAUGAACAGACACGACUACAGGCACUGGGAGAGGCAGAAGUUCAAAGGGUGCGUGAGGAAAUAGAAUUUGAGAAUCUGGCGAAGAUGUAUCUACGUGAAAUGAUUUACAAGGAAUGCUGGGAAGAUAUGAAGGUUAAAGGUCGCUCUAUACAGGCGUAUAAUUCCUCGCUGGAGGUGGCUAACUUUCCUCUGAAAGAUAGACGUAAGGAAAGCCUGGAGUUAUUAGAAACAGUUCAGACCAGGAGACAGAUGGAAAUAUCUGCUGCAGAGGCAACUAAAGCUGUUUUAGAACCAACUUUAAAAUCAACAUCUACUGCAGAUGAAGAGGUUUUAGAAGGAGAAGAAUUGGAGGAGAAUAAUACAGAACAACCGUCUACAACUGGUAGUCUGGGUGCCCUGUAUGGUGGAGGUAGUGAUUUAUUCUAUAGUCAGUUUGAUCUACACAGUCGUGAACAGAAGAUUUCACAGAUAGUUCUAUUGGAGGAUGCUCUGUACAGAAUAAAAGUAACAUUUAACAAGGAAUUUGAUGAAGUUUACCAGAAAAAAGAACAAGAAAUUCAGAAAAUAAAAGAUAAAAAUAAAAGAAUAAAGAAAAUUAUAGAAGAUUUAGAUUUAAAGGAAACAGUAGUCGAACCUGAACUGGGUGUUUUAGAAAAACCAGAAUUACUUCUUACAGUCAAAGAUUCCGAGGUUACAGUGGAGAAGUUCCUGACUCCUGAACAGAAGAAACAAGCUGAAGCCAAACAGAAAGCAGAAGAAGAAAGAAAACUUCGUGAAAAGGGAGAUAAUAUCCGAGAGAGAGCGUUAGACAUGAUGAUGGGAGGAGUACUGGAAAUUAAAAAAGAAGAUGAACUCAAAAAGGAUGUCCCUAAACCAUUAUUUAUGACAACGAAAGAGUCUGAAGAAUGGACAGAAGAGGAGGUGAAAUCAGCUAAAGAAUAUGAAAAGAAAGUUCAGGAUUUGAAGGAAGAAAGAGAAAAAUACAGAAAGCAAUUAGAAACAGAGUUACGUAAAUUAGAACAGGUGAUAGCUGAUAAUAUGACUGGUUUUGAUGAAGUUUUAAAUCAAUUGUUUAUGAAGAAAGUGAAAGUUAUGAUGGUUUUAUAUCAGGAAGAUCUAAAGAUCAACAGGUUGAGGUAUAAUUUAUUAUUAGAAGAGGAAUUAGAAAUACAAGAACAUGAACUAAAUGCUAAAUUAGAACACAAGAGAGUUUUGAAGCAAUUGACUACAGAAGCUGUGAAUGAGUCGAAGAAAAACCUGGAGAAAUUCCGCGACGAUUAUGAUCGAUUGUUGGCGGAAGAUAAAUUAAUGGAUAAAACUUUCCGAAGAGAAUUUAACGAUGUUUCUGCUGUAAUGGCUGAUACUUUAUUUAAAUUAUUUAAAAAGAGGCCUAGAGGUCAGAAGUUUAAAGGAGCAGAUACACCAGUUUUAGAUCCGUCAGCUCCCAAUCCAUUCGCUGAACGACCAUCUACAGCACGUCAAAAUGCUCAGAGUAAAAUAGCCAUGGAACAAGCUAUAGAGGAACUGGACAGACAAUCUAACAUGCCAGAGAACUUGGAAGUCCAGAUCUGGGAACGUCUUUGUCAUUAUCGACGGGAAAAAAUAGAGAGUGAACAACUGGUAAAAACUAAAGCUUUAGUUCUAGCUGAAAUGAAUGCAUUUUUACAAAAACGACAAGAAGAGGAAGAUAGUUUGAGAAAUGAAACUGAAGAUAUAAUGACACAAAUAAACAGAUUAAGAGAAGACCGUCAAAGAUUUACAAUUAAUUUAGAAGUUCAGUUAUUAUUAAAACAAGGUCAAGUAGAAGUUGAUGCAGGAAGAUUUGUCCAUGAUUUUAAACCUAGUGCUCUCUUACAUCGCAGUGUGGUAGAAGACCUGAAUAAAACUAUUAAACAAUAUGGAGAGAAGAAGAUAGCUAGUAUGAUGGACAGUAAAGAUUUUAGAAAAGGAAUAAUACAGUUAGAAUGGGAACACAAGAGAAUGUUAAUGGAAAUGGAUGAUCUACAGAAUAAAAUGAAAGAUAUACAGUUUAUGAAGGUUACUAGAGAAAUACAAGCUUAUCUGAGUGAGAAAGAUUAUGUAUCGAAGAAAACUCAAGAUAUUUUAAUUUUGGAGCAAACCUUACAACUACUCAAAAAGACACAUGAGAAGAACGUCAGUGAAAAAAGAAAAAUAUUAAAAGAUUUAAAUAAGACGAUACGAACUAAGGAAUCUUCUAAUCAAGACCUAGAUAGUCAACUGACUGAGAUUAAUGUUUCAGUUAAUGAAAGAAAACAUAUUGAUGAUGUUAAUGCUGAAAGAAGACUAGAUACAGGAGCAGAGAAAAGAUAUAAAGAAAUAGUACAGAGACGAAAAUUAGUAGAUUUAGCCAAGGCACAGGCCCAGGAAGUGGCUGUAUUACGUGCUGAAGUAGAACGGUUAAGAAUGAGAACUUUCCCUGCCUUAGUUCAGGCCUGGGACUCCCAUAAAGCCAAAGAUUGUAUCAGAGUUCCUAACGUACAUUUAAGAGAAAGGAAACGAAAGGAACUGAGGGAAGAAUGGGUCCUUCUGUAA
Messenger RNA from Lottia gigantea (owl limpet), 5274 nucleotides. RefSeq lists its product as hypothetical. The record is from RefSeq and is a predicted model, not a curated record. Gene Ontology annotation, cellular component: axoneme. Gene Ontology annotation, molecular function: protein binding. Lineage: Eukaryota; Metazoa; Mollusca; Gastropoda; Lottiidae. The transcript is spliced from 42 exons. The coding region runs from base 7 to 5274 and encodes 1755 amino acids. Gene Ontology annotation, biological process: cilium assembly.